UGUAAACAAGGCGUAUAAACAACGCUCUUUCAAAUGUCUGCCACAAUGGACAAACCGCCGACGGUUGCGGAGAUCCUAGCACACCCAUCCUAUCCGGAUACGAUUUUCAAACUAACGCCGACGCAAAGUGGAAAGCUCGCGGUUGCAGCGAAACGGGGUGGCCCUUUCAAUAUUGAAUGGGAGAUCCAUGGAAAGGGUGAUAUUAAGCUCGUGUGGGUGAUGGGAUUGGGUGCGAUCAAGACUGCUUGGCAAAGACAAACACUCAAAUACGGCCAUGAAGAAGGAGACAAGUAUUCAGUUUUAGUCUUUGACAACCGAGGCAUGGGAGGCUCUGAUACCCCGUUAUUGCGCUACUCCACGAGUGAAAUGGCAAAAGAUGUCAUCGAACUGCUUGAUCACAUAGGCUGGACCUCCGAGCGUGAACUCCAUGUCAUCGGCGUCAGUAUGGGCGGGAUGAUCUCGCAAGAACUCGGCCUCUUGAUCCCUAACCGGAUAUGCUCCCUCAAUCUCAUCUCCACCGCCGCGGCCAUCGAGAAUACUACCACUUACCUCGAGAACCUGCGGAGUAGAAUUAACAUGUUCAUUCCCAAAAGCAUGGAUCGCGCAGUGGCAGAUGCUGCGCGUGUUCUUUUUGCCCAGGAUUGGCUCACGGCCCCUGAUUCCUGUCCUGUCCCGCAGCCCGGUACUCCAGGAGUGGUGUUCCCUCCAAGUGGCCAUUAUGGGAAGUUCGAGACGAAUUUCCAACGUUUCGCAGCCCAAGAAAUAACGAAGCGUCUCGAUAAGGAGAAAUUUACCAGAAAGGGGUUCAUGUUACAGGCUAUUGCCGCUGGAUGGCAUUAUAAGUCCGCAGAACAGCUGAAGGAGUUAGGGGAUAAAGUAGGGAGAGAGAGGAUAAUGGUGUUGCAUGGAACGGACGAUAAUAUGAUUACGGUCCCACAUGGAAGGAAAUUGAUUAAGAUGUUGGAGCCUGGAGUAGGAAUUAUCAAGGAGGGCGUUGGGCAUAUGUUUCUGCUCGAGGAUAACCUGUGGCAUAAUGAAAUGAUUGAGGCGCAGGUGGAGAAGACUAGGGGGAUGAUCCUGAAUUGA
Molecule: messenger RNA, 1086 nt
Organism: Amorphotheca resinae ATCC 22711
Lineage: Eukaryota; Fungi; Ascomycota; Leotiomycetes; Helotiales; Amorphothecaceae
Exons: 6
Coding region: 34-1086 (350 amino acids)
Source: RefSeq, a predicted model, not a curated record